AUGCCAUCUUGUAAAAAGAUUCGUGAAGAGUUGAUCGAUUGCAUGCUCAAGUCAGAUUGUGUACUAGUUAAAAGACUUACUAUUAAAGCAUCCAGAUAUUCAUUACAAAAUUUCUUUAUUGAAGAAUGUUUUAAACCUGAAAAUUAUGAUGACGUUCCUAGAGAUUGUCAUAGUAUUCGUAAAAGUUUUUUUGAGUGUCGAAGAGGUUUGAACUAG
Messenger RNA from Entrophospora sp. SA101, 216 nucleotides. The record is from the annotation of a GenBank genome assembly. NCBI's taxonomy places the organism in Eukaryota, Fungi, Glomeromycota, Glomeromycetes, Entrophosporales, Entrophosporaceae.